CGAUUUUAGUCUUCACUAACGCACGUUUUUACACGCUUUAUUUUUCGUUUAUCUAUGGACGUAUUGGCAUGGCUAGUAAAAUACAGUGUGUUGCGCGGUAUUGCGUGAUCCAUUAAAUGAUUUCUGGUUUAAUAUGGCUAAAGGUGAUAAAGAGUUGGAAAAACCAAUUGUGAACAAUGAGUUACCUAAUCCCGAAUGCCGUAGUACCGACAACGAGGAUUCGGAAUCUAUACAGGAUCAACCUUUGGAUAUCGGAGAGCAUUAUUUAGUACGGCGUUCCGAUGAGUCAUGGCACCCGGCUGAGAUUAUACAGUCGCGAUACAACCAUUCGGAAUCUUAUCAUGAAUAUUAUGUUCACUAUGUGGGCUACGAUCGACGGCUCGACGAGUGGGUUUCCCGCCAUCGGGUUAUGUCCGAUAGAUUUGACGUGUGUGAAAAUUCUAAUAACAACAUAAACUCGGAUCAUUUACUCACCGACAAGUCGGGUCGAAAAAUAACGCGCAAUCAGAAACGUAAACAUGAUGAAAUCAACCAUGUGCAGAAAUCCUACGCGGAAAUGGAUCCAACAACAGCGGCACUGGAAAAGGAACACGAAGCGAUUACAAAAGUCAAAUACAUCGAUAGAAUUCAAAUUGGAAAAUAUGAAAUUGACACUUGGUACUUUAGUCCUUACCCAGACGAGUAUGGUAAACAGUCGAAACUAUGGAUUUGCGAGUAUUGCCUUAAAUACAUGCGAAUGGAAAAAACGUAUAGGUAUCAUUUAAGUGAAUGUACCGCAAGGCAACCACAAGGUAGCGAAAUAUAUAGAAAAGGCACAAUCGCAAUAUUUGAAGCCGACGGCAAGGAGCAUAAGACCUACUGCCAAAAUCUGUGUUUAUUGGCAAAGUUGUUUCUUGACCACAAGACGCUUUAUUUUGAUAUAGAACAGUUUCUGUUUUACAUUCUGUGUGAAGUUGAUAAACAUGGAGCUCAUCUUGUUGGCUAUUUUUCUAAAGAAAAAGACUCGCCCGAAGGUAACAAUGUGGCUUGUAUUCUAACACUACCUCCUUACCAGAGGCAAGGCUAUGGUAAGUUGCUCAUUGCAUUUAGCUACGAACUAUCGAGGUUGGAACAAGUGGUUGGUAGUCCAGAAAAACCUUUAUCAGAUUUAGGUAAGCUUAGCUACAGAUCUUACUGGUCUUAUGUGAUCCUAGAGGUGCUGAGUGCGAGUAGAGGUACAUUGAGCAUUAAAGAUCUAAGCCAAAUGACUGGUAUAUCACAGACCGACAUCAUAUCUACCUUACAGUCCAUGAAUAUGGUUAAAUAUUGGAAAGGACAACAUGUAAUCUGUGUCACACCGAAGAUUGUCGCUGAACAACUGGCUAGUUCACAUUUUAAAAAGCCCCGCUUGACAGUCGACCCUUCAGCUUUGAGAUGGACUCCUCCCAAUAAGCAAGGACAUUCCGCAAAAGCUAAGAAAUAGUAUAGGCUCACAGGCAGGGCUUAGAGAAAGCUCGAUAAGACCUUUAAUUAAAAGAUUUUCUCUAGGCGCAGGCCUGUUUAGAACAGAACGGAUUAGUCUGUACUGUCUGUGUUUGUCUCUAUGUGAUCAGACCUACUUGUAAGUAUUUUACGAGUAUAUGUUAAUGUAUAAGUAAUAGUAGCGUAAUCAAUGGCAUUUGUUGUUAGCGGUAAAAUUAAAUAUUAUUGUAAAGUUAGAUUCAUGAAACAAAACAGUUUUCCAGUUGAAUAGUAUUACUUAUAAAUUUAAAUUUUAUGUAAAAGUUAAUGUUAAAGGAUUAAUCAUAGAGACACUCCAUUAUAAAACAAUGUAAAAAUAUAUGAGAGGAAUAGUUUUCUUACCAGAUUACAUAAAUGAAUAUUAAAGUGAGAAUAACAAAAAUUUAAUUCCAGUUUUAUGAUCAGCAAUACAAAAUUAAUUUAACUACUGCAUACAAUCAUAAAACUGGGGUUAAGGCAGUGUGGAUAAAAAUAAAUAUUUGUUAAAAACUAGUUAAUAUAUGCAUUAACUUGAACCUUCUAAAUAAAAAUUUGAUAAUUUACCAUUGUAGUCACAUAUAUUUUUUAAAUGAUAUUGAAAAUUGUGUAAUAUA
Molecule: messenger RNA, 2093 nt
Organism: Melitaea cinxia (Glanville fritillary)
Lineage: Eukaryota; Metazoa; Arthropoda; Insecta; Lepidoptera; Nymphalidae
Gene: MOF
Product: histone acetyltransferase KAT8-like
Exons: 1
Coding region: 134-1462 (442 amino acids)
Biological process (GO): regulation of DNA-templated transcription
Molecular function (GO): histone acetyltransferase activity
Source: RefSeq, a predicted model, not a curated record